Molecule: messenger RNA, 3292 nt
Organism: Drosophila ficusphila
Lineage: Eukaryota; Metazoa; Arthropoda; Insecta; Diptera; Drosophilidae
Product: interference hedgehog
Exons: 2
Coding region: 343-2967 (874 amino acids)
Biological process (GO): axon guidance; cell-cell adhesion
Cellular component (GO): plasma membrane; axon
Molecular function (GO): protein binding
Source: RefSeq, a predicted model, not a curated record
ACCUGAGUCCGAAUCCAAUUCCAGUUCCAGCAUCCCCACGGAAUAAUAAAUGCUAUUGUUUAUUUGACUUGUUGAGUGCAUGUGCUUGUCCGGUGGCUUCGGGUUCCAAUCGAAGCCCGAAUUAAAGAUACCAUGAUUUUAUGGACCUGUUUCGUUAAAGUGUAUUAUGAUUGUGCAUUAAUAAUUUAGGCCCACAAUUCCACGCACACACACACUUACAGACGUAUAAAAGAUACAAGUGAUGCGCGCUGCUCGAGAGUGAAAAUUUUUAACUGCGCAAACGCAAACGCGUUUCCCCACCUAGAACCAGUUGAGAAACCCAGAAGAAAGCAGCCCACAUCGAUGACGCUGCUCAAAUCCUCGCUGCUACUCUUCUCGCUGCUAACGUCGCGGCUCGAAGCAAUUCCGGUUUUGGACAAGACCCCCGCCCAUUCUGCACAAUCCGCGCAUCCUUCGCCUGGCGUGCGAAUUCUUCGCGCACCCGAAUCUCUGGUGGCGCCCCUGGGAGAUGAGGUGGUGCUGGAGUGCGAGACCAGUUUGCAGCCAGAGCGAUUCGAGUGGAGCCACCGAGGCAGCAAAUCAACCGGCGCCGGGUUCAAGUACCUCCGGACUGGCACCGCCAAGGCCAAUGUCUCCCAGGAAGCGGCGAUCUCACGGCUUAGGGUGCUCGUCCGCCAGGACACAUUGGGCGAGUACCGGUGCAUUGGUUGGUUCGGGCCCCUAGUGGUUACCUCAACCACAGCUCGCCUGGAGCUGGCCAGCUCUAGCGUAGUGAGUGGCUCCAAGUUCGAAUCAGACCUCCAGUGGCGCGUGGCUGCCGGAAACACGGUGCUAUGGCCCUGCGGGCAGAAUGUGCAAUCGAAUCCAGCCGCCAGUUGGUCAUACUUCCGGAACGGAGUGGAAAUCAAGGCUGAAUUCGAGGGAUCUAAUGGAAAUCUCUUCCUGAGCAAUGUAUCCACCGAAUCCUCAGGCAUCUACACAUGCCAAGCGACAAACCCAGCCUCGGGUGAGAGAAUCCAGCUAGACAGUUCACUGCAACUGCAGGUUACGACAGACCAAAGGUCGCAGAGUAAAUGGCCUCACUUGUUGAAAGGACAACCCAACUCACAGGUAGUCACCAGUCGGGAAGGAAGCUCGUUGCUGCUGAUGUGUCCUGGAGUUGGGUCACCACCACCUACUGUUGUCUGGAGCAGUCCUGAUGUCGAGGGAGCAGUUAAAAAUAGGCGCUCUAAAGUAAUUGGCCAUACUCUGGAGAUAACUAAUGUACAAGUUCAGGAUGCAGGCACCUAUAUCUGCUUUCAGGACAAUGGAGUUCGACCUGCGCUAGAGCACUACAUAAAGCUGCGCGUGGAGCAGCCACCUAGGAUUGUUCGUCCACCUUGGGCAAAUCUCACCAACGAGGGUGAACACUUACGGUUAGAAUGCGAGGCCACCGGAGUGCCCAAACCAGAGAUCUACUGGCUGCUCAACGGACACAGCAGCACUGGUGACACGGAGGCUGAGCUAUCCAACAAUUUUCUAACACUUCACAAAGUUCUGAAGCGACACGCCGGCUACGUUCAGUGCUUUGCCCGCAACAGUCUGGGCGAGCAAAGUGCGAGUACCCUACUGGAGGUUAAUCCCAAGCAGAUUCAAGAACCCCGUGAAUCGGGGGGAACCCACCGACCGAAGCCCAACCAGGGCUCGAAGCAGAAGCAGAUGUUUCCACCGUCUCCCCCAAAUGUAACGCGACUCACCGACGAAUCCGUGAUGCUCCGCUGGAUGGUACCCCGCAACGAUGGAUGGCCCAUCGUCAUCUUUAAGGUUCAAUACCGCAUGGUUGGAAAGCGCAAGAGCUGGCAAACCACCAACGAUAAUAUACCCUACGGAAAACCGAAAUGGAACUCGGAGCUGGGCAAGAGCUUUACGGCCUCAGUGACGGACUUGAAGCCCCAGCACACCUACCGUUUCCGCAUCCUGGCCGUUUACUCCAACAACGACAACAAGGAAAGCAAUACCUCGGCUAAGUUUUACCUGCAGCCGGGGGCAGCACUGGAUCCGAUGCCGGUUCCGGAGCUGCUGGAGAUCGAGGAGUAUUCGGAGACGGCCGUGGUGUUGCAUUGGAGCUUGGCCAGCGAUGCGGACGAGCGACUGAUUACCGGCUACUACGCCUACUAUCGGCCCUCGUCAUCAGCGGGCGAGUAUUUCAAGGCCACCAUUGAGGGAGCGCAGGCAAGGAGUUUUAAAAUCGCCCCUCUAGAAACAGCCACCAUCUACGAGUUCAAGUUGCAGUCCUUCAGCGCCGUCUCCGCCUCCGAGUUUAGUGCCCUUAAGCAGGGACGAACCCAGCGCCCCAAAACCAGCACUACGGAGGAGCCAACCCUGCAGAUGGGCGACCGAGACACGACUACUCCCAGUCACAACGAGACGUUUAGCAUGAGUCCCAUGCUGACUGGGACCAUUGGCGGCGGAGCAGUGCUUAUCCUUCUCUUGGUCAGCACUUGCUUGUGCGUUUGUCGGCGCAGAAGUUCCCGGGGAAGGGGAAACAAUCAAAACAAGCCGCGAAUGGCGGAGAUUCGUGAGGAUUUUGUGCCACUGGGAAACUGUUCGCCCACCAAGCAGCGCCAGCGAACCCGGCACAUACACAUCACCCUGAAUCCGCUGGCCCAGCAGCAGCAGCAGGCGAUGGAGGACAAGAACGACACCGACCAGGACACGGCUUACUAUCAGCGGCCAACCAGCUACGACUACGAUCCCGGCUUGCGGCGAAUGUCUUCCUCCUCGCUGCGCCGCUCACAACGCACGCUGGAACGUGCUGGCGGCAGUAAUGGCACCAACAACGGCAACAAUAAUAAUCUCAACCAAUCCGUUGAGGCGGGUCCAGUUGAAAAUGUUGGAAAGCCGAGUCGUGUACUCAUAAAGCGUCCGCGGUUGUCCAGCCGCUCCGAGAAUCUCUCUUCCGGCAGCCUUAACAGCGUUGGCGUGUAAUCGCAAUCUCGUGAUCUUUAGUCUGUACAUCCCUACGCCCGAUGUAUUAUGCUAUUCCUCUACCUCUGUUUUAUCUACCACUUUGAAUGACAAAACCUUUGCUGUUUGUACUUACGUACAUGUAUAUGUACGACUACGACGUAAAGUUAGGGUACUUAAAUAGACAUUACUAGAUUUAUGCAUGCAUGAUCGUUUAAAAGUAAGCAUUAUGUCCAUUCGAUUAUAAGUCUUCCAUGUUUCGCGAUAAGAUCAAAAUCUGUACUGAUAGCUUCUUAAUUACCUUUGAAAAUGACAAUAAAGCUUGUGGCUUCAACUUUUAACUUUA